AUGAUUACUAGAAAGGAACAGAAAAAAAAUAUCACGGGGUUGUCCCUCUUGGGAAUAUUACAAUUGAAUGAGGAAUCCUUGCAGUCUAAUGACAGCGGAACGAAUCCGUGUGAUAAUGUUGCUUUUGAUAUGGUUGAUGAUGAUGAUGGUGAUGUUGAUCCACCCAUGAUGAACUUGUCAUUUUGUGGCUGUGGAUUCCUUGGUAUCUACCAGCUGGGGGUUGCCACAUGUCUAGUGAGGCAUGGGGCAGGUUUCCUCAACAAAGUGGAAAGAAUUGCUGGAGCCUCUGCUGGUUCUCUUAUUGGAGCAGUUCUGUCAAUCGAUAAAAACCUGAUACAUGAUUGUGUCAAAUUUACAUAUGACCUUGCUUUAGAAGUACAAAACCAGCCUUUUGGUGCUCUGACCCCCAAAUAUAAUCUUCUUCAAUCCUUGGAGAAAUUCCUCAAUGAGAAAUUACCUCAUAAUGCCCAUGAAGUUGCCAGUGGGAAGUUGUUUGUGUCUGUUACCAAUUUAGAGACGAGAAGGAAUGAGACCAUGUCGCAUUUCAGUAGUCGACAGGAACUUGUGCAGUGUUUGCUGGCAAGUAGUUACAUCCCAGUUUAUGCUGGCUUCAAUCCUCCUGUCAUCAGAGGAAAGAAAUAUCUAGAUGGUGGUUGGACCAACAAUCUUCCUGUCUUUCCUGAGGGCCGCACAGUAUCCGUGUCACCUUUUGCAGGCUGGCAGGACAUAUGCCCUGCAGACAACUUUGGGCGUGGGAUAUUUUUAACAUGGAACAAACAGACUUUUCAGGUUUCCUUUUUGGGGGAAGUAAGAGAGUGUAGAAACAGUCUGUAG
Acanthosepion pharaonis is the source of this 834-nucleotide messenger RNA. Lineage: Eukaryota; Metazoa; Mollusca; Cephalopoda; Sepiida; Sepiidae. The record is from the annotation of a GenBank genome assembly.